Molecule: messenger RNA, 4571 nt
Organism: Hypomesus transpacificus
Lineage: Eukaryota; Metazoa; Chordata; Actinopteri; Osmeriformes; Osmeridae
Gene: slc2a3a
Product: solute carrier family 2 member 3a
Exons: 11
Coding region: 292-1848 (518 amino acids)
Biological process (GO): response to insulin; monosaccharide transmembrane transport
Cellular component (GO): basolateral plasma membrane; apical plasma membrane
Molecular function (GO): hexose transmembrane transporter activity
Source: RefSeq, a predicted model, not a curated record
GGAGGUUGCGUAUUGGCAGUGUUCUCGUUUUUCAUAGGCUGAUGGUAUAUUUCGUCAAAGUAAACGUGCGGAUUGCCUCGCAUCCCAGUACUAUAUGAAACGUAUUGUAAGGAAGGCAUUGCGAGUGGUUGAGUUCGCAUUUGGUGCUACCAAAGGGGCGGGUGGACAAGCUUAUCUCUUCGAGUCACGACAGAUCUUUCUUUAGUACUCCUGUUUUUGGAGGGAACUUGUAGGUUCUCAAUCAGGUGGGAGCGGCACUUCGGUCCAGCCGGCGCCCAGAAUUGACUAAAGAUGGAGGGCGAGAAGAAACAGGUUACAGGGUACCUCCUGUUCUCGUUGGGUACUGCUGUCAUUGGGUCACUGCAGUUUGGCUACAACACAGGAGUCAUCAAUGCCCCUGAACAGAAACUGCGGGCCUUCUUCAACAGCACCUGGAUGGAGCGCUACAACGAGCCCAUCAGCCCGGGUGUGUGCACCAUCGUGUGGAGCUUGGCCGUGGCCAUUUUCAGUGUGGGCGGCAUGGUGGGAUCCUUCAGUGUGGGCGUCAUGGCCAACUACUUCGGCCGACGGAGGUCUAUGUUCCUGGUCAACAUCCUCGCCGUGAUUGGGGGUCUUCUGAUGGGCUUCUCCACCAUCUGCAACUCCUAUGAGAUGGUCAUUGCUGGACGCCUCAUCAUCGGCCUCUUCUGUGGUCUCUUCACGGGCCUCACUCCCAUGUACGUUGGCGAGGUGUCCCCCACGCCACUCCGGGGAGCCUUCGGCACCUUGCAUCAGCUGGGGGUGGUGAUUGGCAUCCUGGUGGCACAGAUCUUUGGCUUGGAGUCACUGCUGGGGUCGGACACCCUGUGGCCCCUGCUGCUGUCAUUGACGGUCGUCCCAGCCGUGCUGCAGUGCAUCCUGCUGCCCUUCUGCCCCGAGAGCCCCCGCUACCUCCUCAUCAACCAGAACAAGGAGGAGCAGGCUCGCAAAGCCCUGAUGCGUCUGCGCGGUAGCGAGGACGUCAGUAAAGACAUGCAGGAGAUGAAGGAGGAGAGUGCCAAGAUGGCCGCUGAGAAGAAAGUAACCAUCCCGGAGCUGUUUCGUAUCCCCGCCUACCGCCAGCCACUCCUCAUUGCUGUUAUGCUGCAUCUCUCCCAGCAGCUGUCCGGGAUCAAUGCCGUGUUCUACUACUCCACUGGCAUCUUUCAAUCGGCUGGUGUGACCCAGCCCAUAUAUGCCACCAUUGGUGCUGGGAUUGUUAAUACUGUCUUCACUGUGGUGUCUCUAUUCUUGGUUGAGAAGGCGGGACGGAGGACUCUCCACCUUAUUGGACUAGCUGGAAUGGCGGUCAGCGCCCUGUUAAUGACUAUCGCUCUCUUGUUGAAGCACAUCGAGUCUCUGAGCUAUCUAAGCAUAGCUGCAGUAUUUGCAUUUGUGGCCAUGUUUGAGAUGGGGCCUGGUCCGAUCCCAUGGUUCAUCGUGGCCGAGCUGUUUUCCCAGGGCCCACGUCCUGCCGCCAUGGCCGUGGCCGGCUGUUGUAAUUGGACGGCCAACUUCCUGGUUGGAGUCAGCUUCCCAAAGCUAGAGGAACUGUGUGGUCCUUACGUCUUCAUUAUCUUCAUGAUCCUCCUCAUCUUCUUCUUCAUCUUCACCUACUUCAAAGUCCCAGAGACCAGAGGCAAAACCUUUGAUGAGAUUGCGCUGUGCUUCAGUGGCAUCCCAACCACCGACACAUUGGUGGAGGCCGCGCCCAUCAGCACCAGUGCUGCUGUGACACUUCCUGCUACCCCUGUGAAAGAGAAGGUCCCUUUGGUUGAGGCCCCGCCGGCAGAGGAUAAAUCUAACUCUACUGCACAGGAAAGCUUGUAGGAAACCUGUUGCAGGUUAGAGUUAAAAGGCACAAGGUCAAAAAGAGCAUGGGGGGUAAGAUAUUAACAACAACAAAUCAAAGCUUCAGUCUUCAAGUCAAUGAGAGGUGAGUUUGUAAGCAACGACACAAACAGAUUUCCUCAAAGGUCAAUAUGGGGAUCAGGAGACGCUUGUAGCGGACAUUUUGGUGCAAUACAGUAUAUAGGCUGAUUUAAGGGUUCUUUUUAUUAACUUAAUUUAAUUACUUUUUUAAUUUUACCUCAAAAGGGAUCAUGGUAUUUAUAAUACCUUACACCUUACCUUACCUUAUUUAAACCUUCCGUUCCGGUUUCCUUUUAUGAUUUGAACUCCUUUGCAGCUAUGCCAAAGUGUUUAACAUUUUAAAACGCACCUGGUCAAAAUGGAGAACAGCUAAUUUUUUGUUAUACACACUGUAUUAGUUUUAAACGUCAAAGUAACUUGUAAAGUGAAAAGGAUUUGACGAAGAGAAGAGAGGGGACUAUAGUUUUGUUAGGAAUAGUAUUUUUACAAACCCGUCCAAUGUAAUUAAGGCAGUAAAAGUACAAAAUGAUACAUGCUUAUUGCCACUCUUAAUCAUAUAAACUGAAUAAAAAACUGAAUCUCGAAUUGUAUAAAAAUAGAAGUCACGUGUUCUGCUAGGGCACUUUAGCUGCAUCUUGUAACCCUGAUGUAAUGUAAUGUCUUUAUAAUCAGCAGCAGACAGAGCUAUGAAAGCCAGUAUCCAACACUGGUCAAAAAGAACAAAAGCGCUUUAUCAAUUACGAGUAAGGCAAUGAAUUAUUCAUAAUUAGAGAAAUAUACCUAAAGGGAGUAUUUUUAUAAUCUGCCAAUAAUAUGAAUUUAGGAUAGAAGAUCUGCCUCAAUCAAUUAAUAAUUAAUAAUUGGAGAAAUAUCUACCUAAAGGGGGUGUUUUUUUCCAUCCGCCAAUAUGAAUGUAGUAUAGUUUAGAAUUACAAUAGAAUAGUAAAGUAAUAGAAUCACUAACCCUAAUAGCUUAUUAGGAAAUUGUAUCUCAUCAUACCAAAAUAGCUUUAAAAUUAGGAAUGGUAAUCUAAAAGUAUGGGUAUUUUAGAGCUGUUGGUAGUUUGUAAAGGGGAGACUCGAAAUGUCAUGUCAUGAAAAGGAUUUUAGAGCUGGUCACAGUGAUGCUGGGAUGUGGAGUGCAAUGAUGAUUCUUGAGCGGAGAUGCUUUGAUGAUUUGGUGAAAUAAUCAUAAGAAUCUUAUUUUGUUUGUUGUUGGUUCAUGGAAUUUUAUUUUGAACGCUACAGUGAACUGCCAUUGUGACCAAACAUGAGGAGCCACAAAUCUUUUCAAAUAACUCAAUUACGAGUUUGUGCUCAUUCUAGUUUGUCAUGCUUUGUCUGAAGAUAAACUAUGUGGAAUCUAAUUCAUGAAGAAUUUUAUUGAAAGAGUUGAUGUUUCACAGUUGAGUACUACAGUAUGUUACACAAUAUAUUUAAAUAAGUAUUUGUGCUUGUGUAAAUUAAUUGGAGUAAUUUAUCGCCCCUGCACUUUUACCAUUGAUCUUGCUUUGAAUUAAGUCAGAGUCAUUGCAGUGUUAUGUAUUGGUCAUACAGUAUAUUGUGAGUAUAUGUAUGUGUUGCACAGGGAAAAUGCAUUCCCUUGAUGGUAGUGGUCUAUAUUGUCUUUGAUCUCUCUCUUUUCCACAACAACACUAACCCUACUGUUACUAUGACUGUGGUACUACUACACUAACCAUACCCUGCUAACUUAUGCAUAUGUGUGACAAUUCACUCACUGUACAAACCUUAGGAAAAUAUUAAUUUGUAAAUAUGUAAUUUUUAAGAGAGAAUAUUUAUAUGUUGACUGCUAUGGUUGAAUGUGCACUCAUUGUAGUUUUUUUACCUUGAGGAUGCCGGUAGGUCAAACAGAAAGACAAUUUAACAGUACUUGUGUUUAAACGGUGGUGAGGAUGCAAUUGACCAUGUUAGUCUCUUAGAGAAUUCCAACAGUGGUUCCAAUUAGCCCUGCCCCACUCUGCCUCUCCCCAUCUCUUCUUCCCACCUAAGCAGCACUCUUCAGUGCCACUUUCCUGUGCAAGGAUUAGUCCCAACUCUCAAGUUUUACUUUAAUCAAUAACUGUUAUUUAUUGUUUUAUAGACAUAGACUUGGGUUAAAACUAAUGUCUUAAUCCUGUCUCAUUGUCCUAAUGUUCAUUGACACAAAUGCCAAACUCUGUUGUUUUUGCUUCACAAACCAAACCAAUUGACCUCCUCAAUGUUCAUAUUGUGCGCUUGCCUUUCAUUACCUGUAUAUGUUUCCUUUGGUACACCAGUGCACCAGUCCCUUUGUCUGCUGCACCUGUUCUCUGUUUGUUGCCUCACGCAACGCUUGUUCUUCGCUUGUGCUGUGUUUGAACAUGCUUUCACAAGGCUUUGCCACAACAAGGGCAUUUACUCAAGGUCUAUGGUCAGCCACCAAUGGUGAUAAGGGAACUCAUUUGAUGUAAUGUGAUGAACAGUAAGGUGCAGUAAAGUACAAGUUGAGAGACAAUGGUGUUUUCUUUACCGAAUGCUGUAGAGUAGAUUAACUACUGUAUGAUAAAAUGGCAAGGAAAUAUGUUCCUUCUCUUAAUCAUACUUAUUGAACAACAGCAAUGAUGCCCACUCAACUGUCACAUGUUUUUGUUUCUUUGUGUUUAUAUACAAAUAUAAUGUUGUUAAAUAAAAUAUACAUCAUC